Megachile rotundata (alfalfa leafcutting bee) is the source of this 2246-nucleotide messenger RNA. RefSeq names its product xaa-Pro aminopeptidase ApepP. Gene Ontology annotation, molecular function: metalloaminopeptidase activity. Lineage: Eukaryota; Metazoa; Arthropoda; Insecta; Hymenoptera; Megachilidae. The record is from RefSeq and is a predicted model, not a curated record.
GGGAAGACCGGGAACAAAGUUGGUUAUUUUCAGUCUCUAAUCUCCAGUCUCCAGCCUAUACCAUUAAAUUUGAUUAACAUUCCAGAUAUGAAGUGAGAGUAAUUCUUUGAUAUUUUUGCAAUGUUUGAUAAGAUAAACUCGUCGCGAUAAGAGUAAUCAGAAUUCGAAAUAUAUAGAACAAGGUGGUUGAAUUUUAGGCGCGUGCAAUUACAUGCACAUUGUAGCAUAUUGCAAGUUACCAAGAAACACUUUAAAGCCUUCAAUAUGGCACAAAGAUCUGGUGCAGUUAAGUUAGCUAAACUUCGCGAAUUAAUGGAAGUUGUUCAAGUAGGUGGCAUUAAGGGAAAGAGUAUUCAAGCUUUAAUUGUAAAUUCAGACGAUGCUCAUCAGUCAGAAUAUUUAAGAGAACGAGAUAAAAGGAUCCGUUUCAUAAGCGGUUUUACUGGUUCUUUUGGUACUGCCAUUAUUACACGAAACAAAGCUUUGUUAUGGACAGAUGGAAGAUACUAUGUACAAGCUUCAGCAGAAUUUGAUCCACCAGAAGAAUGGACGCUUAUGAAAGAAGGUUCAUUGGAUACACCAACAAGAGCUGCAUGGUUGGUUUCUAAUUUACCUCCUAAAUCUACAGUUGGUGCUGAUUCUAACUUAAUGAGCUAUACAGAGUGGGCUGUCUUACAUACCAGUUUAACUGCUGCUGGUCACUGUUUGAUGCCUCUUCAAGAGAACUUAAUUGAUAAGGUAUGGGGUAACGAACAACCAUCUGCUGCAGGUAACAUUAUUCUACCUCAACCAAUGCAAUUUUCUGGAUGCACUUCAGGAAAGAAAAUUGAAUUAUGUAGAGAGGCAAUGAAUAAACAGAAAGCAAAAGUGCUUGUAAUCACAGCUUUGGAUGAAGUAGCAUAUAUUUUAAAUUUGAGAGGAUCCGAUAUACCUUACAAUCCUGUUUUCUUUGCAUAUGUCAUUCUUACCUUAAAUGAUUUGCAUUUAUUCAUUGACAAAAGUAAACUGAGCGAGAAGGCUCAACAACAGCUGGUAAAUGAAGAAGUAAAUGUUGUUUAUCAUUCUUAUGAAGAUAUACAUAAUUUUUUGAGAGAAGUAGCAAGCUCCUGCACAAAUGAUGAAAAGAUAUGGAUAAGCAAUGGUUCUAGUUAUGCUUUACAUGCCGACUGUGGUGAAGUAAAGAAACAUACUGCUAUUACUCCCAUAAAUAUUAUGAAAGCUAUAAAAAAUAAUGUUGAAAUAGAAGGAAUGAAAGCAGCUCACGUACGAGACGCGGUUGCGCUUGUAAAAUAUUUUGCUUGGUUGGAAGAUCAAAUCAUAAAUAAGAAGCAAACUGUUACAGAAAUAUCUGGAGCAACUCAACUUGAACAGUUUAGGAAGGAACAGGAACAUUUUAUGGGACUUAGCUUUCCUACAAUAUCUUCAGUUGGGCCUCAUGGAGCAAUAAUCCAUUACCUGCCAACACCAAAGACAGAUGUACCAAUUACAGACAAGGAACUUUAUCUGUGCGAUUCUGGCGCACAAUACCAAGAUGGCACUACAGAUGUUACGAGAACGUUGCACUUUGGUGACCCUACGAAUUUCGAACGCGAAUGUUUUACGAGAGUAUUCAAGGGUCAGUGCCGACUUUCAUCCAGUAUUUUCCCUUUAAUGAUACAAGGAAAUUAUCUGGACACGCUUGCGCGUGAAAAUUUAUGGAGCGUUGGUCUUAAUUAUCUUCAUGGUACGGGACAUGGAGUAGGUUCGUAUUUAAAUGUUCAUGAAGAACCUAUUGGUAUUUCUUGGAGACCAUAUCCUGAUGAUCCAGGUUUACAACCCGGCAUGUUUCUUUCAAACGAGCCAGGAUACUACGAGGAUGAAAAGUUUGGCAUUAGACUGGAAAAUAUAGAAUUAGUAGUAAAGGCAAAUACACCCUAUAAUCACAAAAAUCGUGGCUUUCUUACUUUUGAAACCGUUACGUUGGUGCCUAUACACACUAAGCUACUUGAUCUAUCCUUAUUAACAGAUAAUGAGGUAUGCAUUCGAUUUGUUUCUUAUAUUUUAAUUAUCUUAAAACAACUAAUUAUAACUUUUUUUCAGAUCGAGUAUUUAAACAAUUAUCAUCAAAGAUGUUUGAAUACUCUGAGGCCUCUAUUACAAGGACCAGAAAACGUUCAAGCACUCAAAUGGUUGGAAAGAGAAACUCGACCUAUCUCGAAGUAACUAUGAAUUUAAAAGAAUAAGUUCUAACAAAUUGCAUUUCUUAU